UUAUAGCCGGGGGCAGAGCAGAGGAAGGGGAGGGCAGGAUGAGCUCUGGCGGCUGCUCGACGUGCCUGGAGAUCAUCUUCGCCGCCGUGCUCCCGCCGCUUGGCGUCUUCUUCCGCUACGGCUGCUGCAGCUCGCAGUUCUUCAUCUCCCUGCUGCUGACGGUGCUCGGCUACGUCCCCGGCAUCGUCUACUCCGUCUACGUCAUCCUCAAGACGGCGCCGGAGCUGCCCGGCAUCGACGGGGACCGGCCCUACUACAUCCUCGCCUGAGGAUCUCCUUCGUCCAUAUUCGUACAUACUGCUGUAGCGUAGCUUCUGUAUACUGCUACUAUAUAUGUGUCGCCAUUGGUUUGGUUGGGGAUGACUUGUAAGUUGUGCGUAGCUAGUGGUUUGAGGGAAUUCCUCUCGAUUCUUUGCGUAGCGGCCGGUGGUUGUACCUGUAGUCAGUCUCCUUUCUUGGCCUGUAAUUAAGUUAUGCGUAGCUAGCUAUAGUGGUUUGAGGAAAUUCUUGGCGUAGCGGUGGUUGUAUUUGUGCUGUUCGUUCUCGAUUCUCAGGAUUGGUGGCAUGGCAAUGGCAU
Molecule: messenger RNA, 577 nt
Organism: Lolium perenne
Lineage: Eukaryota; Viridiplantae; Streptophyta; Magnoliopsida; Poales; Poaceae
Product: salt stress-induced hydrophobic peptide ESI3-like
Cellular component (GO): membrane
Source: RefSeq, a predicted model, not a curated record